AUUCAACAACAUGCAGUCGGAGCGGUAGAAAGUGCUUCCGGGUAACUGGUACAUACGUGCAUAUUCUAGCGAUCGCAAAAGAAAACUUUCGGUUCGGUUGGCUAAAAAGAAAAGUGUCAAGCUGCCCGGUGGGAAAAUCCAAAUCCUGCACUGGAAAAGCGGUCUUGAAGCGGGACAGUAAACUGGAAAUCGAUUCCGGAAUUUCCAUCGCCAGUCUGAUUGAAAGAUAACACAGACGAGAAUGUCUUCGGAUCGGUUUCACAAGGCCGCCAAAGAUGGGCUAUUGGAUGUGCUGGCUGCAGCCACACGCAAGGACACGAAUGCCAAGGACAGUGAUUCAAUGACGCCGGUCAUGUGGGCAGCCUUCGAAGGUCGUUUGGAUGCACUGCGUCUUCUGUGUGGAAGGGGUGGUGACCCCGACAAAUGCGAUCAGUUUGGGAAUACAGCCCUGCAUUUGGCCUCCGCCAAAGGUCAUUUGCAUUGCGUAGACUUUUUGGUAAAAUUCGGAGUCAACAUCUAUGCCUUGGACAUCGAUAAGCACAGUGCCAAGGAUCUGGCGGCUAUUAAUGGCAGGGAUGAGAUUCUGCGCUAUUUGGAUGUGGCCUUUACAAACUUUGAGGCAACUGAAAAAAAAAAGUCUAAGGCGCUGAAGGAGCUGGCCGAGAAGAACUGCGAGAAGCGUGUGCGGGAGUACAUGAAGCGUCAGCAGCAGCAGCGGCAGGAUCCCGACUACUCCGACCUCAGCCCGCCCAGUGGGGCCAGUAAGUCCGGAAACAUGCUGUCCACACUCAAGCAGAAGAUCUGGUCCAGUCAGGGCAACCUGAACAAGCCGCCAAGAGAUCCGCCUCCGCCGGGGCCCACAAAGUUCAGCGACCUGGUGGGCAGUGGAAGCAGCAGCAGCGGGGGCUCCACAAUAGCCAGUCGAGCGGGAACGGUCCAGAAGAGACCAUCCCAACUGCAGAAGCAGCACAGCAGCACGUGUCCACACUCAAAGAUUUCCAGCGACUCGGACGGAGGCUUCAAGGUCCGCGAGUUGGAACCAGAUGGCAAGCGGACCAUUACUUCGUUGACGGGAUUACAGCGGGACUCCGAAGUGAUGUAUGUGGGCACCUUCAGUUCCAACGAGGAGAGCAUCGGCAAGCGCGGCAAGAUCACCGAUGUUUUUGAGUGUAUGGAGGCCGACGAGACGGAUCACAAUGACAACCGCAGUGGCUACAGUUCGGCAUUGGCGCGUUCCUUCUCCCAACCGGAUAUCCUGGGCGAUGGUCAGCUAAGCCAGGAACUAAGCGAGGAAGUGACCCUCCAGAGACCCGUAGGACUGUUCGACAGACCCACCAUGUUGGGCAGCAUAGCCUUCCGACGUUCCGUGACUGCUGCUUUGAGCCAGCUGCAACUGCACACGGACACUAGUUCCACUUCUACGAUGCGGAAUGCUGGCAGCAAUCCACCGAAACAAAGAAAUGGCGGUGGAAAGGGUCGUCUGUAUCUGAACCUGUCGGAUGAUACGGAUUCCGAGGGCGGUGGUCAUGAUAUAUACAGCGACGAGGACGACGACGAUCGGGAGGCCGCCGGUAGUGCCUUGCAAAGAUUUUUGGCCGUUUGGGCCCUGGAAGAAUACCUGCCCGUGUUCCAGAAGCAAGAGAUCGACCUGGAAACACUGAUGCUUCUUACGGAGUCGGACCUCAAGUCCCUGGGUCUGCCGCUGGGCCCAUUCCGGAAACUCACCUUCGCCAUCCAGGAUAGACGCAACGCCCUGGCCAAUCCCGGUCCCCUCGUAGACAGUCGACUGUAGUUCUUGGCCUAUUUAUUAUAUUAUAAUACUUUAACAAGUUCUAUUAGCUUAAUGUAUAUACUAAAUUAAAGCCUAAUGAUUAUCACUCCA
Messenger RNA from Drosophila suzukii, 1882 nucleotides. It is a transcript of the gene Sans, whose product is annotated as SAM_USH1G_HARP domain-containing protein Sans. NCBI's taxonomy places the organism in Eukaryota, Metazoa, Arthropoda, Insecta, Diptera, Drosophilidae. The record is from RefSeq and is a predicted model, not a curated record. Gene Ontology annotation, molecular function: protein binding.